CGCCAGCAUAAUUAGCGACAAGCAUGGCAAUGGCCGUGUUCAGUUCGUCUGCCCUGGCGGCGGCCAUCGUUGCCUACCAGCACGGCAGCUCGCCGCGGGAGGCCAUCGCGCGCACUCUAUCUUUCCGCAAGCGCGGCAGCGUAUAUGCUGCGCCAGGCUCUAGCGUGCACUACGGGUGCAACGACCUCUGCCUGCCACCAGGGCCAAACGUCGAUCUUCGCUUGCCGCUGCACUUUGCCAUCCUUCGUGGCCACGCGCCGCUGGUCGCCUACAUUGUCGACUACCACCGAUCGAUGGUGUCGGCCGAGGCCAUCGACUGCGCGUUUGUCAACGGCCAUGUGGCGAUCGUGCAGUAUCUGCUGCUGCAGCGAGCGAGCGUCGCCGAGCUGCGCACGUGCUUUGAGCCGAUCGAUGCAACCGCUGCAACGCCUGCAACCGAGACGUCGUGGGACCUUCCAUCGCGCAUCGUGAGACACGACGACCCGACGCUCUACGCCCUCCUCGCCACGCACACGCAGAACGGCUGGUCCCAUGACGCACUAACGCUUGCGAUUCAAACCCACAAGAUGCGCAGCUUCGAGUGCUUGUACGAGCGCUGUCGUGGCACUCCUACCGUCGCCAAUCUCGUCGACAUGGCCGCUAAGUAUGGUGACUUGGGCCUUACGAUGCGCCUGCACGUUGACGGGGUCGGUGCCACACCACGCGCGCUCGCCGAAGCCGCUGCCGCCGGCCACCUCGAGAUUGUUGUCUUCCUUGUACGUCACUGCCCCAAAACCGUCUCGAACGAAGCGCUCGAGCGAGCUCUCUCCAACCUCCGCACCGACGCCGCGCUAUAUCUCCUCGCGCGCUGCCCGUAUCUCGUGUGCUCGAUGGCGAGCGUCACCACGAGCCUUGUGCACGGAUCCCUCGACCUUGUCGCCGGCGUCAUUGCGCACCGUCCGAUUCGCCCGGCGGGAGAUGUCAUCGCCCGACUCUUUGCGCUGCGUCGAUUAGACGUGCUGCAAAUGCUCGCGGUCGCACAUUGCAUUGAGUGGACGCCUUCGAUGGUGGCACUGGUCGUCCGACAGAAUGCGGAUGACGAGUUGCUGUCGCUCGUGACUGCCGUGCCCGCAAUGCGCUGGUCUGUCUGCGUCUGCGCGCUGCUCAGCUUUUCGCCGACGACCGCGCGUCGCUGCUUUGAAGACGGAGCGUCCGACUUUGCGUACGACGAUGCGUUCGACCACGCGAGCGUGCUCUCGCUCAUGCGGCUCUUGCCCGAGAUCGCGUGGUGGAACCCGGACAUGUGGUACGACGUCGCCCUGCAAACCACCAAGCGCAACGAGGUUGGUGCGUAUUUGCUGAAGGUAGGCACGGGCCGCCGCGCUACCGAGAUGUUCGACCUGACGUACGGUGGCGUCACGGUCCCAUCGUUUGGUGACGCGCUCUGGAUCGACCUCGACAAGCUGCUUCUGGUGCUGCGGGCCUCGUACCCGGAGCUUCUGAAUGAGCAUUUGCUCGACUGUAUUGCCGCCAGCCGCGACUGGAUGCAUCGAGACGUCCGACGCAAGCUCGUGCGCUGGUGGUGCGAUCAUUUUGACGGCAGUGGCCAAGCCCAACUCUUGUCGACCCGCGGCCUCGAAGCUGCUUGAGCGAAACGAUAAUUCGUGCGCAAAUCAUAGCACUAUAUUCAUACAAGUUUAUAUAAAGAUUA
Molecule: messenger RNA, 1690 nt
Organism: Saprolegnia diclina VS20
Lineage: Eukaryota; Oomycota; Saprolegniomycetes; Saprolegniales; Saprolegniaceae
Exons: 1
Coding region: 24-1628 (534 amino acids)
Source: RefSeq, a predicted model, not a curated record